AUGAAGGCAGCAAGCCCGGCUAGCAAGCGCAUCAGCCGUGGAUCGACACUAGAGGACAUUCAUUCGGCCGUCGAGUCUGUGACGCUCGACAAGAUCGAGUCUCCCUUUCAAGUCCAAGAGUACAUCGCCCAGCUCGUCACAAGAGACCCUUAUGACGUACAAGCCAUCGUCUCCCUGCCUCGUCUGACCAGAACCUCGCCCGUGGUCACUAACACGGCCCAAGCACGCGUUCAUGAAGCCAAGCUUGCGGCAGCGCAGUCCACAGCUUCGAGUGAUCCUCCGUCCAGCACUACCGGCGCAUCAAUCGAAGAGGAUGAUGGACCAACCGAGACCGUGGCGGUCGAUCGAUCCGUCUGGAUUUACGAGCAGAUCAGACGUAUCGUCCUGGAUCUCAGCUAUCCUUGGAUCAGUCAAUUGCAGGAGCACUGCACUCGAACGUCUUGCCCAGAGAUGAAAGCCGACUCGUUUCAGUUCCUCUGCGCAGCUCACGCGACUGCUUCUGAUGCAUGCUUCCUUCGUGUCUGCUCACGUAACUCUGCUGAUACGAAAGGCUGCCAGACGGAGUGCUGCGCUAUUGACUACAUGACUCACGUUGCUGACGCCGCCUUCGCGCUCCUCAAUUCAGCCAAACAUUUUCCAUCGAGACUCGUCAUACCGGAUACGUCUGUCAAGCAGCUCUCAGCGCUGACGAGACGGCUCUACCGCCUAUUCGCUCACACGUUUUACUCCCAUCGCGACCUAUUCGACUCGUGCGAGAUGGCAUCUUCACUCUACGCUCGUUUCGUCAGGCUAUGUCUCGACUUUGAGCUCAUCGACAAGGACACGCUCAAGCUGGCGCUAGGCCAUGUGCACCCCACGAAAGCGAGAAAUACAGACAACGAAUUUUCGAGGGGGACGACCGGUGAUGCUGGGGCGACAAGGAGGCUCAUCAAGCCUCAAUGA
This is a messenger RNA of Mixia osmundae IAM 14324, 942 nucleotides long. RefSeq lists its product as uncharacterized. The coding region runs from base 1 to 942 and encodes 313 amino acids. NCBI's taxonomy places the organism in Eukaryota, Fungi, Basidiomycota, Mixiomycetes, Mixiales, Mixiaceae. The transcript has 5 exons. Gene Ontology annotation, cellular component: cytoplasm. The record is from RefSeq and is a predicted model, not a curated record.